Trematosphaeria pertusa is the source of this 1217-nucleotide messenger RNA. Its product is annotated as NAD(P)-binding protein. Gene Ontology annotation, molecular function: oxidoreductase activity, acting on the CH-OH group of donors, NAD or NADP as acceptor. The record is from RefSeq and is a predicted model, not a curated record. The transcript has a single exon. The coding region runs from base 271 to 1113 and encodes 280 amino acids. NCBI's taxonomy places the organism in Eukaryota, Fungi, Ascomycota, Dothideomycetes, Pleosporales, Trematosphaeriaceae. Gene Ontology annotation, cellular component: cytoplasm.
GCUUUUUCUCUUCUCUGAUUAUCUACUUUCUGCCUGUGAACGAAAUGACAGAUAAGAAGGUUGCACUGAUUACAGGAGGCGGUAUGUAUACUUUACAAGCUUAAAUCAUAGAAUGCUAGCGCGACUCUGCGCCCUGAUCCUCGGUUGUGGUGCCGGUGAAGGCAUUUUGUCGGUCCACGAUAUCACAUCCAACCACAACUUGCAAACGAUGACCCCAAUCCACGCCAAUUCCAUACAUACAGCCGACUAACACCCAGUCCAGCAUCCGGGAUGGGCCUCGCCGUCGCAACUUCCCUCUCCACCCGCCCCGACUGGUCGGUCCAGAUCCUCGAUCUCCACGCCGAGCGCGGCCACCAAGCCGCCUCUAGCCUGAACGCCACGUUCCACCAAUCCAACGUCACAAACGACACCUCUCUGGCCGCUAUCUUCAAAACCGUUUACGCCAAGCACAACAGACUAGACUUCGUCUUUGCAAACGCCGGGAUCGCUGAGCACGCUAAUUUCUUCGAGCCGCAGGAAGUGGACGACGACCCUGUACUGCCCGUGAAGGGAUUACAUGCUAUUGUGGAUAUCAAUUUGAAAAGCGUGAUCACCACGAGCUACCUCGCGCUGCACUAUAUGCGCAAAUCCCCAGGGAAGGACAAGAGUUUGGUGAUGACAGCAUCCUGUGGUGGUCUUUACCCAAGUUACUACAGCCCCAUCUACACUGCGACCAAACACGCCGUUGUCGGGUUCACUCGCAGCGUCGCGCCUUACUACCACACCAAUGCCGGGAUUCGCGUCAACGCCAUAUGCCCAGGGACCGUGAAAACGAAUCUGCUCAGCUCGAAAGAGUGGGAGAAUUUCCCGGAGGAGUAUUUCACGCCCGUGGAGAAGAUCGCGGAGGUGGUAUGUAUGCUGGUUGAUGGGGAGGAUGAUGGAACGGGGAAGGUUGGGGAGGAGGUGAAGGGUGGAAUGGAGAGUAUCACCAAGGGCGCGUUGAAUGGCCGCGCUGUUGAAGUAAGCGGGAGAAAUCAUUAUUAUAGGGAGAUGGUGGGGUACUGUGACGAGGGCAUGAGAGCGGUUAUGGGGGCGACGAAUAUAGAGGUGUUGGAGAAUGCAGAGGACGUUUGAGGAUGAUGGGGACGAGAGGCAGUCCACGGUUGUGACAUGAUAGACUAGAAUGAAAAUGGGAAGGUAGAGAGUUGAUGAGGCGCAUAAACAGGGUGGGCCUGGUA